CCGGCAGCUCCAGCGGCAGCACCAUGGACCUCUCCUUCAUGGCCGCGCAGCUUCCUGUCAUGGGAGGAGCCUUUAUGGACUCACCCAACGAGGACUUUAGUACAGAGUACUCCUUGUUUAACUCAUCAGCCAACGUCCAUGCAGCUUCUUCCAUGCAGAAUCCACCAGAAGAGACAUCUCGUUCUUCAAAUGAUGCCAUAUUGUUAUGGAUUGCAAUAAUAGCAACAAUUGGAAAUAUCGUGGUUGUGGGAGUGGUGUACGCCUUCACCUUCUAGGAUGACUGUCACUCCAAACACUGGAAGAGAGGAUAACUGCAACAGUAUUUGUCAUGUGUAUGUAUGUAUGUGUGUAUAUAUACAUGUAUAUCUAUAUAAAUAUAUAUAGGUAGGGACUUUGUUGAUUAAGUGCUGCCACAAUCAUGGAAAUGAAAUGCAAGUUAAUCAUCUUGAAUCUUGAUGGCAGAAAGUUUGGAUGCAAUUGCCAAUUGUAUGGAGGUGAGAGCUUUAAUUGAGAACAGAGCCAAUACCAGUUUUGUAUAGAAAUGUAAUAAAAGAGAGACCAACAUGGAUAUAGUAAAUACAAAGAAAAAAUGAGAUUUAUAUAGA
Gymnogyps californianus (California condor) is the source of this 605-nucleotide messenger RNA. It is a transcript of the gene C5H14orf132, whose product is annotated as chromosome 5 C14orf132 homolog. Lineage: Eukaryota; Metazoa; Chordata; Aves; Accipitriformes; Cathartidae. The coding region runs from base 24 to 275 and encodes 83 amino acids. The transcript is spliced from 2 exons. The record is from RefSeq and is a predicted model, not a curated record.